This is a messenger RNA of Porites evermanni, 636 nucleotides long. The record is from the annotation of a GenBank genome assembly. NCBI's taxonomy places the organism in Eukaryota, Metazoa, Cnidaria, Anthozoa, Scleractinia, Poritidae.
AUGAACGCGGAACAAAAUCUCAAGGUACAAGCGAAGAAACGUGCUCUAAACACAUUUAUAUAUUACAUUUGUAUGCUUCUUUGUUAUUUUCCAGCGGCUGUCUCCGCCCUAAUUUGGGUGACUUAUAAAGAACAUUGGAACAACAGAUGGUAUUUUACCGACACUAUUACAUUCAUGAACUCCGCUAUAAAUCCAUUCUUGUAUUUUUGGCGUAAUCGGGAAAUCCGGGAAGCAGUUUCGAAGAUAGUGCGAAAAAGGUUAUGUAAAGCAGUUGAGGAAAACUUAGAUAACGGUGAUCAAUGAAAUUGGUGGUUCAUUUGCGAUUUUAUUUUAAGAUCAAGGAUACACUUGAGACACUCAGGGGCAGAUACUGCCGUUAAAAAAUCCGAGAUCGAGGCAGUUGAAGAAACUACGUAAGAUGUUAUGUAAAACAGAUGGAGAAAUCUUAAGUUUCGGUUAUCACUGAAAUUGGUCGAUACAUCAAUUUCAGCGAAGUUCAUUUACGUUUUUGCCUUCAGGAAAGACCAAGAAGAGCUACAGAUCCUACGAGCAGAUUGCUCCUCAAUAGCUUACUCAGGGGCAGAUAAUGCUGCCAAGAAAGUAGCUAGAAAGUGGAAGAAACAAACAAAAAACUAG